GCGCGAGUGCUUUCUCAUCUUAGAACGCGAUAUUCUAUGGCUUUUUAUGUGACGAUGGUGGUCUCGUAUCAAUUUUGUCGUCCGAAAGUCUUUUUUUAUGUGAAUUAUCACGAAUCUCGCGGCCAACAGCUCAUCCGUUUAUAAUGUCCGUUGCCGAAUUUCUUAAGGGCCUUCCGUCACACGACGAAAACAAUUUUGCAAAUUUUCAUACCGAUAAUGGAAAUCGGACAUGUGUCAAGAGACCGUCGGUCUAUCUUCCUACCAAGGAUUACCCUUCCGAACAAAUCAUAGUUACUGAAAAAACAACCAUUUUGCUGAGGUAUCUUCAUCAACAAUGGGAUAAGAAGAAUGCAGAUAGAAAACGAGAGUUCUUGUCUACCAAUGGCGACUCCCAAGAGGAUGCAUCUACAGUACGCAGUAAAAGGCCACGUCUUGAUCUGAAUAACAGUCUUUAAAAUAUGUUACAUUUUUCAUAUGAAUGAAUAUUCUUAAAUGAUUGUAAUUGAUUGAUAUGCUAUAGAAAUCUGUUAUUCACAGUUGGAUAUAUUUAUGGUACAUGGCUACAUUAUUGUCGCUUAAAUUUAUAAAAGUAAAAUGUACCAUUUUUGACAAUAUCUUUAGUAAAUUUACUUUUUUUUGGUUUUUUGACUAUAAGAAAAAUUAUGAUUUUUUUAUAUCUAAAUAACAUACAAAAAACGAUAAAAUGAUCUGCUUUGUACAUAUCGUGAUAUAUUUUUAAUUGCAUCUUUGCCAUCUCGAUUGUUAUCAUUAAGUUGAAUACUUCAAUUAAUGUACUAAUUCUCAUUGAAACAAUAAUUGGCUCAUACUGUAUUCUUUUCUUCUUCAAGACUGUCUAUUACAGCGGAAAAUGGAACUUGAAAGAAAUCGUGCAUAUUUGCAAAAUAAGUCAUUAUUUCCAAUUUGUAAAGCAUUUAUCUCAUAAUAAGACGAACUUGUAAGUUUUUACACAGUAUUUAUUAUAUUCUAAUUCGGUAUGAUAAUAACUAAAUAACGUUAACCGUACUUUACAAUAACAAUUACGAUAAGUGUAUUAAUAAUAUUAACAUUUCAAAUAAAUUCUUUUUAUAGUUGUAUAUACAUUUUAUUUCUAUUUACGUGCAACAUCUCUCUGAUCGUAUGAUGAGCACAUAAAGACUAUAUUAUUUUGCGCGUUGCAAUAUGUAUAUACAAUAUAUAUAUCAUUUCUCAAGGCAAAUAAAGAAAAUUAUUACUUCAA
Messenger RNA from Vollenhovia emeryi, 1237 nucleotides. RefSeq names its product DET1- and DDB1-associated protein 1. Gene Ontology annotation, biological process: positive regulation of proteasomal ubiquitin-dependent protein catabolic process. The transcript has 4 exons. The coding region runs from base 144 to 455 and encodes 103 amino acids. The record is from RefSeq and is a predicted model, not a curated record. Lineage: Eukaryota; Metazoa; Arthropoda; Insecta; Hymenoptera; Formicidae. Gene Ontology annotation, cellular component: Cul4-RING E3 ubiquitin ligase complex.